AAGCGUUAACAAUGUAGGCAGACGACAUCUUUACGACUGUAUUUCUUAACUUAUUUCGCAUAAUCAUAAUAACUUAAGACAAAACAAGAAGUGAAUAAUUUUCGGACAUUUAUUUUGGCACGUUUAAGCUUAAAGUUAAACUUACAAAACAAACGAUUAAAUAAAACAAAAAUAAAAACACAUCAGAAUUAAGGAUAUAGUUUUAUCAUUAAAGAUAUAUUAUUUUGUAAUUAAAUUAAAGUAACAUCAUUUUAAUUAGCGGAGAAGAGACGAAAAUCAUUUUGUUCAAAGAAACAGAACAAAUGACAUGUCAAAUGGUCAUUGUUAACAACAGAGAGUGAUAAAAAUGGAUUUAUUUGGAUAUUUGUGAAUACAGUUCUUUAUAUUUAGCUAUUUAGUGUCAUUUUGACCCUGCGAAAGGAGUGAGGCCUCCUGAUUAUCGAUGGCUGCAGGUUCAAACCAGCCGGAUGACUUGAGCACUCUAGAAGUUCUCGAUGAGAACACUAUCGUACAUGCCCUCCGGGGCCGUUUCAUGCAGGAAAAAUUCUAUACAUAUAUAGGAGAUAUCCUUGUGGCAGUGAACCCAUGUAAGCCUAUACAGGUUUAUAGCACUAAGUAUCACAAUGACUACAAACAUUUAUUACUUCGGGACACAAGACCUCCCCAUCUGUUCUGGGCUGCUGACAAUGCGUUCAGAGAACUCAGGGAGACGGGUAAGAACCAGGUCAUCAUGGUGUCCGGGGAGUCGGGGGCAGGAAAGACAGAGAGUACGAAAUAUAUGAUCAGACAUCUUAUGCACAUAAGUCCGAGUGAUGACACGAAACUGUUAGAUAAGAUUGUACAGGUCAAUCCACUUCUUGAGGCUUUUGGUAAUGCAGCAACAGUCAUGAACGGUAACUCUAGCAGGUUCGGAAAGUUUGUAGAGUUGUCUUACACGGAGAAUGAUGUUCUUAUGGGAGCGAAAAUUGACGACUACAUUUUGGAGAAAUCUCGCGUUGUUCACCGGAGUCCUGGAGAAAAGAAUUUCCAUGUAUUUUACGCGUUAUUUGCAGGAAUGUCUCGAGAAAGACUACUCUAUUACUUUUUAGAAGACCCAGAAUGCCACAGAAUAAUGAGAGACGCAGAUCCUCGCCUUGGUGUAUUCCGUGAUCCGGAGGAAUUUCAGUUUUACAAACGUAUGUUUCACAACCUCACAGACAUUAUGACAGAGGUUGGAUUCUCAGAUGAGCACAUCACACUGAUAUUCCUGAUAUUAGCGGCGAUUUUGCAUCUGGCAAACAUAGUGUUUGUGCCAUGUGAAGACACAGAUGGCGUAACUGUUGUCGACGAAUACCCCUUGCAUGCAGUUGCUAAGCUACUUGGUAUUGACGAUGAAGUUCAGCUAACAGAAGCAUUAAUAUCAACUAUAAAUCAUAUUAAAGGGGAGAGGAUACAAUCCUGGAAGAACUUGCGCGAGGCAAACGAUUGCCGGGAUGCGCUUGCUAAGGAUUUAUACUCAAGACUGUUUGGUUGGAUUGUUGGUCAAGUCAACAGAAAUCUAUGGAGCUGUGAAAAUGAAAGUGUAUCACGUGGGGCAUCCAUAGGCAUCUUGGAUAUGUCGGGCUUCGAGAACUUCCCUAGCAACGGACUGGACCAAUUCCUUAUCAACGCAACUAAUGAAAAGUUACAGAUGUAUUUCAUGGAUUAUAUAUUUCCACGAGAACAGAGGGAUUAUGAAAUGGAAGGAAUUGCAUGGAAGGACAUACUUUACCAUAGCAACGAAGACGUUCUAAAUUUGCUCUUUCAGAAGCCACACGGAAUAAUGCCCCUCCUGGAUGAAGAAUCUCGGUUCCCGCAGUCCAGCGACUAUACCUUGGUGCACAAACUUAAGAAUUAUUGCUCAACUAAUAGACGAUUCAUACCACAAAUGGGAGACAAAGUUUCCUUCGGAAUCAAACACUACGCUGAAGAUGUAACCUAUGAUGCGAACGGUUUUCUCGAGCGUAAUCGUGACAAUCUCAACCAGGACCUCGUGUCUUGUCUGUUAAACAGCAACAAUGAGUUCAUCAGAGACUUGUUUUCAGCUUCAAUGUCUGCAACAGGAUCAAUAGCGGAUUUUGCUCGACAAUGCACCAGUAGACCAAAGCUGCCGAGUGCCUGGCCAUCCUCUCUAGACCUCAGGAAGCAACUAAAAGAGUCCGUUUCGAGGAAGGCGUCUUUACGUAUAAAGACGAAUAGGUUAGCAAUGCCCCGGAAUCUUUCAGGCGACACACUAGAUAGCAUGGCAAGUGCAAGGUCGUCUCCAACAGUGACCAACCAUUUUAAGCGUUCCCUUACUGACCUUAUGGAGAAAAUUAAUUUGGCACAGCCUAUUUUUGUAAGAUGUGUUAAGCCGAACCAUCAUUUGUCGGCUAGUAAGUUUGAUUCCGAGCUAAUUCGUCGGCAAUUAUCGUGCAAUGGAUUAAUGGAACUUGCACAGCUCCGUCGGGAUGGCUACCCUGUGAGAAUUGUGUUUGAGGAUUUUGUACAGAGAUACGGAAUUCUUCUUGAUGAUUGCAUAUACGCUGGUGAUUAUGAGAGAGCUAUCCAGAUUUUAGAAGAGACGGGUAUUCAGGGAUAUCAAGUUGGCAAAACUAAGGUGUUUAUGAAAUCAUGGCAAAAGGAAGACCUUGAAAAUUGUAGACGAAUAAAGGUUGAAGAAAUUGAAAGAAUUCAGCGUGAACGAGAAUUAGAAUUAGAACGUCAAAGGCUGUUAGAAUUAGAACAGGAACGUCUACAACAAUUAGAGAUAGAACGUCAACGUAUCGAAGAAGAGAACCGACUUGCCAUACAGCGACAACAAGAAGAGUUGGAAGAAUUAGAACGCCGGAGAGCUUCUCGAGAUUCAUUGUCGAUGACGUCAGAAGAUACGUCAUAUAUCAGUGAUGACCACAUCACAAGCACUCCGAGAAAGCCCGAAGAAAAUGAUAUCAGUGGCUAUAUCAGAACGGAUGAUCUGUUGAAAGAAAAGCUCUCACAACUUCAUACAAACGAAGAUGGAAUUCUUGAAGGCAUUGGUGGACCUGUCAAAUAUGAGGAUUGUAAACUCCCACGGUAUAUACCUACAGGCCAGGAUGGGAUUCCAACAAAGCGCCAACUUUCAAACACGUCCGAAGAAAGCAAAAGCACAACAACAGGCUCCUAUGAAUCUGAAAUCACCAACGAUCAAUGGCGUCCUUACGACAUAUUUCAAGUUUCGGAGAGGGAAUUUGAAGAAAAUGAUGCCAUAUUUAAAGAGAUUAUGAAACUUGUACGUUUAGUUAUGUACGUCAUCAUGUUCUUUGCUAUCCUAGGAGGCGCAGUGGUCAACAAACUUUCUCUGAUGCUUCUCAUAUCUGGGGUCAACAAGGAUGAAGAAAGUCGAGGGGAACACGUGACCACGCUUCUGUUCUGUAUUUGCGGACCACUUGCGUUCAAUUGGUUUAUGUCGAUGAUGAAAACUUUGUUUGGAGGAAAGGAAUGGCCGUCAGUUAAAACAUUCUUAAUGCUACUUGUGUUGGAAUGUCUUCAAGCGUUUGGUGCAUGUUUAAUCAUAUACCGCAUCCUUCCAUCGACUGACAUGUUUCGUGGAGUUAUUAUUAGCUUUGCCGUGUGUCAAAUCCCAAGUUUGUUGAAAGUGAUCGUUCGUGAACGCCGACCAAACCCAAGCAUUAGUGAAAUCGUUGCUAUCGUCCUAAAUGUAUUAGCUUUCGUCGUUCAAAUCGGUAUUCUACCGUUUCUAACUACAGGUUUGAUCUUGGACGGUAAUCAUACAAUCUUAGAGGGAGUUAACUCUACAACAUAUGAACAAACGCCUGUUACCAUUGUCGGCCAUAUUGAAUGGGAAUUGAUCGUUGGUUUGCUGUUAUUCUCCCUAGGCUAUUGGGAAAACUACGUUUCAGGCGACUGGACAAUAUGUGGAAAGUUUCGAGUACCUUUCAAACACUGGAGGAAGAUUUUACAAGAUUCAAGAGACACUGUAAAUAUUCUCGUUAUCCCGUGGAAAAUAGGUUGCAUGAUACUUCUCUCAAGAUUAUUGACGGAGAACACAGAUUUUCGAUUAGCUUCCACUGCAACUGAAUAUGAUAAUACUACGGACACAGUACCAAUGGACAGCGUUGAGGACCAUUUUCACUCAUACAGUUUGAUGUACUUACAGAUAGGAUCCGGCAUUGUUAUAACCUACCUUUCUGGGUUGGCUUGUAAAUUACACAUGCAACGAGUAGCGUUUUCCUUCUCAAUUACACUUGCCCCACCAGUGACAUUGGCUCUAAUCUAUCUACAAUGUCAUUUUGAAUUCAUCCCAGCGCAUUGGCACAUGGGAGGAUGGUUUUGUCCUGGCGAGGAUAUAAGUGAUUUGUUUAUACCGUUAGCAUGUGCUCUUGCUCUCUGGCUAUCCUAUUGCAUCACAGUGUCUCACAUAUGGUUCCCUCAAAGUGAAAGAAUGGCUAAACUAGAAAAGUUGUUUGUGACUCCACAUUUCGAUGGCAUAUUCCCAGACUUUACACUCACCCUUCGACGCCGGCGCAAUGACAAAGAGAUCAAACUGACUGGGUUUGACACUUUCCGCUAUGUUGGAGAAGAGAGUUACGAGGAAGGGAUAUACAACACUAAGCCAAACGUUGUUCCGCAGAUCUACGCAUGCGCGACAAUGUGGCACGAGACCAGACAGGAGAUGACACAGCUUUUGAAAUCAAUGUUCAGACUGGAUUACAAUCACUGCGCAAGCCGUCUAGCUCAAGAAAAAUUCAAAAUCAAGGAUCCCGAUUAUUAUGAUUUUGAGAUUCAUAUAAUAUUUGACGAUGCGUUCGAGUUAAAUGACGACGUGGACAAGUUUGUACCUAACAGUUUUGUGAAGCAAUUAAUGGAAUGUAUGGAGGAUGCUGCACGGUCUGUAGUAAAAGGUCCUAUACUAAUAUCACCACCGACGAAGUUCGUUACCCCAUACGGUGGACGACUUGUAUGGACCAUGCCUGGACAUACUAAGAUGGUUGUUCAUGUGAAGGAUAAGAACAAAAUCAGACACAGAAAACGGUGGUCACAGUGUAUGUACAUGUAUUACCUGUUGGGAUAUCGGCUGUUUGGAUCAGGGGACAAUGAAAAGGCAUUCACUGAAGAGACUGAAAGUCGUAUCUCAAAGGCUCGAAACCGUAAGAAGGGCAAGUCCAAGAAAGAUAAUCUGUCUCGUCCUGUCAAAUCACUUUUCAAUAAAAUGGACAGCGAAAAAUAUGAAAAGGCUGAAAACACCUUUAUUCUCACCUUGGAUGGUGAUGUGGACUUCAAACCCGAAUCUGUCAAAUUGCUUGUGGAUCGAAUGAAGAAAAACAGGAAAGUCGGCGCUGUAUGUGGGCGUAUCCAUCCAAUCGGCUCUGGUCCUAUGGUAUGGUAUCAACAAUUUGAGUACGCAGUUGGUCAUUGGCUUCAGAAAGCGGCCGAGCAUGUGUUCGGUUGUGUACUAUGUUGUCCUGGUUGUUUCUCUCUGUUCCGUGGUUCUGCUCUCAUGGAUGACAAUGUGAUGAAAAUGUAUACAACCAAACCGACGGAAGCGCGGCAUUACAUACAGUUUGAGCAAGGCGAGGAUAGAUGGCUUUGUACAUUGCUCUUACAACAAGGACACCGAAUUGAUUACUGUGCAGGCGCAGACGCUCUUACGUUUGCCCCGGAGACUUUCAAUGAAUUUUUCAACCAACGUCGUAGAUGGGCUCCCUCAACACUUGCUAACAUGAUGGAUCUGUUAUCUUCUUGGUAUGAUACAGUUCGUAUCAACGACAAUAUCAGCCGACCUUACAUUCUGUACCAAUUUAUCCUAAUGGCUUCAACAAUUUUAGCUCCUUCGACAAUCAUCCUGAUGAUAACUGGUUCAUAUCACUCAGUACUUGGUCUUGGUAUUUGGGAAUCUUACCUUCUGUCAAUUUUACCAGUGGGUGUGUACAUUACAAUUUGCAUGACGAUGAAGAAUGAUCACCAGAUCACAGCUGCCGCAGUUCUCAGUGCCAUAUUUACAGUCGUGAUGAUGAUUGCGACUGUCGGUACUAUUAUCAGCAUUGUAACGGAAAAUUUCGGAAGCCCUAACGUCGUUUUCCUGACAGGCCUUGUAGGAGUUUUCACCAUAGCUGGUAUACUUCACCCUCAGGAGUUCUUUUGUUUGGUGUAUGGUUUGUUGUACUUCUUAACAGUACCCUCUACAUUCAUCCUUCUGACAGUAUACUAUCUGUGUAACCUGAAUAACGUCUCAUGGGGAACUCGUGAAACACCCAAGAAACUUAGCAAAGAAGAACAGGAAGAAAAACAAAAAUUGGAAGAGGAAAAGAAGAAAAAGAAAGAAAGUAGAUCUCUAUUGAACAGAAUUGGUUUAACGAAGUUGGUAAAUGAUUUUAGAGAGCUGAUUCAAACAAUGGUCGGUAUCAAGGUUGAGCGAAAGGAACAGAAAACGGCUGCGUCGCAAACGGAAGAUACUAAACCUCCAACGCCUAUACUAAAAGACAAGCCUUCUCGAUUUGAACGACAGAUUAGCAAACCAGUUACUAUUUUCGAAGAUUUGACACCGUCAGGUUGGGAACCAAAUCCCGAUAGACCCUACUGGGUACACCUUGAAUAUAUGGGGAAUGGCAGCGUAGAAAAACUAGACGAAGAUGAGAUCGACUUUUGGCGUUUCAUUAUCAAGAAAUAUUUGCAUCCAUUGGACGAAGAUAAAAGUCACAAAGAGAAAAUUGCAAACGAUCUUAUCAGCUUGAAAAACAAUGUUGUUUUCAUAUAUUUCAUGAUAAAUUUCUUAUGGACGAUUAUAACACUCCAACUUCAGACAAUGGAGGACAAACUGAAGGAUUUUUAUAUCAUAAAGAAGUAUGAACCUCUAUCGCUUAUGUUUUUAUCUGUCUUUGCAUUCUGUAUUACAUUGCAGUUUGUCAGCAUGUUCGUCCAUCGUUGGGGAACCUUUUUGCAUUUGAUGUCUAGCACAAGAAUUGAUUGGUUUAAAAAUGUGUCGACAGAAGAAGAUUUUGUCCGAUUUGUUGUUGCUGAGGCACAACGUUUGCAACGAAUGGAACCUGCACCGGACUACGAUGAGAUGCCACCUGAUUACGAUGAUGAUGACGACGAAGAUGACGAAACAGUAACCAUGACAUCAAUGCGGGAAUCAGAUACUCAUUAUAACCAACUACGUGAAACCGAACGUUAUGCACAAGAGCAACCGCAUGAAGGGCACAGACCGGAUCGGCAGAGAUCAAGCAGAAAAAGUAGACACCUGUCAAGUAAUUCGAGGCAAAAUGAUGUACCAAUAUUGCAGCAAAUCUUUGAAGACAGACUUGACAAUAUUCACAGGAAGUGGAAACAGGGAUCGCUUGCAUUUAGGAACAAUAGACCAAGUGGUCGUUUUGAAAGGAGUGACAGUCACCGUUUUUCGAGUAAAUUUAAUGACAUGAGACAACGAAUGUUGAAAAGAAGUUUUAAGAAGAAUAGCAAUGGAAGUGGAUAUGACAAUGGUACAUUUCAAGGUGUUGUAGUUGAAACAUUAUGAGAUUUAUAACUAUUUUUGUAUUGUACAGUUCUAUCAAAAUAAAAUAGAAAAAAAUAAUCAUCUUGCCAAGCUAAAGAUAAUAGCAAUUAGGAUAGGUUAUAUCUAUCUUUAAUUGGGAAUGUGGUCAUUUAACCGGAAUUUCAAACUAAAUUGCUCAAUGUGAUACCUAUUAUCGUAAUAUUUAUUUACAAAGACAUAUCUUGUUAACUGCUUCUUAUGUAUUGAUUCAGUAUGUUUUCUUUUGAUAACAUAAGGCAUAUUUUGAAAUACAUUAAUCCGUUUCCAUCUUGAAAAAAAUGUGUGCAAAAUCCUAAUUGAACGCUUUUGAAUAAGAAAUAAACGUAUAAUUUUAGCCUCUAUCUCUUAUUCACUUUUCGAAUAAAACCAUGUAUAAUCUUGAAUACUCUGCAGUGUAAUUAUGCGUAUAUUUAUUUGACGUUUGACGAAUGAUUAUCACAUCAUUUAUUGAAUGAGUGCCUUCGUUGUGCCAAUAUAUAGUUUUAAUAGAUCAUAAAUUACAUUCUUGUUAUUUGAAUAAUAAUUUACCAAGUGUAAUAUCUUCGCUUAAUUGUUUACAUUUUAAUUAUUCAAUAUUUUAGAAAACUUCAGCAUUGCAACGUUUAUGUUUAUGUGCUAAGAUGUCUUAUUAUGUUUGCUAGUUCUUUGUAAUUUACAUAUUUUGUUUGACAGUUAUUUGCGAUUUAUAUAUUAUACUUUAUUUAUACUGGGCGAAGAUAUAUAACAAGACGCUGGAAAGUCAACGCAUAGUAUAAAUAUUUUGUGCACUUUUGCACGUGUUAGAAUACUAGGUUUUAAUUAGUAAGUUUUGUAUUAUACUGUUAUUUUAGUCCAUUCAUGUUGAAUCUCUAUAAUAAACAAUAAAGUGCUAUAUAAAAAA
This is a messenger RNA of Ruditapes philippinarum (Manila clam), 8411 nucleotides long. RefSeq lists its product as uncharacterized. The record is from RefSeq and is a predicted model, not a curated record. Gene Ontology annotation, molecular function: ATP binding; cytoskeletal motor activity. Lineage: Eukaryota; Metazoa; Mollusca; Bivalvia; Venerida; Veneridae. The transcript is spliced from 30 exons. Bases 443 to 7513 code for a protein of 2356 amino acids. Gene Ontology annotation, cellular component: myosin complex.